GAAGACGCUACGAUAGAGUCACCCAACUUGGAACAAUGUCCGACACUGUCAAGUUUGCGUAAAAUAUCACUUUACUCAGUUAAAAUCACGAACGCACUGGACCUAAACCACUUCCUGUGUCGCUCGUAUCCGGCACUAAGCGUCCUAGAACUCAUCAACGUGACCACCUGUGGGUCAUUCCUGUACGAUCAGGUGGUACUUUCUUGCAACAUGGCACAACUGGAACUUUUGGUGUUGAUAGAACCGGAUAAAUCGAUCAAUUUGAUGCUCUUUGAAUACAUCGAUCUUCCCAAGCUGCGAGAGGUGAAGCUGAAGUUCAAAGAAUCUUAUUUAGCGAGCAUUCCAGUUGGAAAACAGCUCCGGAUACAGCACAUUACCAUGGAGCUCAGCGUAGUUAACGCGGAUACCUUCCAAAACAUUCGACUGGUGUUGCCAAAUCUGAAAAAACUGACACUGUCCGGAUGCUCAAGGAACGAUGUUCAAACCGCGCGGGAAAUACUCACUGGCUGUGAUGUACGCUAUAGGCGAAAAUGGCGCUUUGAAGAAGCAUUCUGAAAAAGUUUUGUUCGGAUUCGUUGAUCGAAAUAUACUUUGUUGUAGUUAGAGAAUUGUAACUGUUCAGGUAUAAAUUUUGUGCAUAAUAAGUUUACGCAAAGAGAUUGUUGUUAUAUACUUUUUUACUUGUGAAUAAGUAUAAUUUUGAUAACCUAUAAUACAAUUUUAAAAUAGCAGAGAAAUGUUGUU
Culex pipiens pallens (northern house mosquito) is the source of this 744-nucleotide messenger RNA. RefSeq lists its product as uncharacterized. The record is from RefSeq and is a predicted model, not a curated record. NCBI's taxonomy places the organism in Eukaryota, Metazoa, Arthropoda, Insecta, Diptera, Culicidae. The coding region runs from base 211 to 555 and encodes 114 amino acids. The transcript is spliced from 2 exons.